CUCAUCUUCCAACCUCUCUCUCUCUCUCUCUCUCUCUCUCUCUCUCUCUCAUUAUCAUCUCUGAUUAUAUGAAUUAAAGAUAGCUAAAGAACCUGACUUCAAAGCUUCCAUGGUUUUUCUCUGAGUGAAACGCGUGUAUAUAUCUUGGGGGUCAAUUUAGGGCAUCUUUUUCUAGGGUGGAUCAUAUAUAAUUUUUCAAAAGCGAUAUUAGUUAUAACAAAAAGAAAAAAGGGAAAUUAAAAAGAAGAAGAUGGGGAGGCAUUCAUGCUGUUACAAACAGAAGCUAAGGAAAGGCCUCUGGUCUCCUGAAGAAGACGAGAAGCUUCUUAGGUAUAUCACCAAGUACGGCCAUGGAUGUUGGAGCUCUGUCCCCAAACAAGCUGGUCUCCAGAGGUGCGGAAAAAGCUGCAGAUUAAGAUGGAUAAAUUACCUAAGACCAGACUUGAAGAGAGGCGCAUUUUCUAAGGAAGAAGAGAAUCUCAUCAUUGAACUCCAUGCCGUUCUCGGUAACAGGUGGUCUCAGAUUGCGGCUCAACUUCCCGGUAGAACCGACAAUGAAAUCAAGAACCUUUGGAAUUCUUGCUUGAAGAAAAAAUUAAGGCAGAGAGGAAUUGACCCGGUUACGCAUACCCCCUUAACCGAAAUCGAAUCCGGCAUGGGAGACAAGACCGAUCUCCGCUCUAGACCGAGAGACCCAGAAGCUACCAUCGCUACUCAGAGCUACCAGAUUGAGACAGAAGGUUCCUCCAGCUCCAGAAGCACAACCACUUGUAGUAACCAAAACACAGACUAUACCGGAAAUUUCGGUUUCCAGCAGUUGAGCCUCGAACCCGGUUCAGAUAAACCGAUGGCCUCGAACCACGGUAUCUGGUAUUCCCAACCCAGCAGCGAUCUGGAUGCCAACAUUGAAGCAGUUCCUAGUGCAGUGGUACUACCUUGGUCGUUUUUCCCGACCGGUUACCGGUCUUGUACCGGUACAGGUAUGAUCCCGACAUUGGAGAACUCAUUUUCCACGCCAGCAAUCACAGAGCUACAAAAUAUCUACAACGGCUCGUUCUAUGGAAACGGGAAUCUGAUGAGUUGGGGGUCGACGGAACAGCAACAAGAACAUCAAGUAGAACUGAUUCAGAACCAUUCGAAUCCGUUAUACGAUGAAAUCAAAUCAGAAACCAAUUUUUUCGGUUCAGAUGCUUCAAAUGUCGGCAUGUGGCCCCAUAACCAGCAUGCAUAUAAUGGCCGUAUUUAAGCUGCAUAAUAUUAUAUCGUAUAAUUAAGGUGUGAGAAUAAUUUUUUCGCGUUUUUUUUUCCAUUUUGUGUGGUGUAUAUAAUAUCAUUUUAAGAGCUUGUUCAAUUCCCAUGUAUUGGAUGAGGUGCGAUUUCUCUGGGUUUUAAUUAUUCGACAUUCGAGUUUU
Tarenaya hassleriana is the source of this 1412-nucleotide messenger RNA. Its product is annotated as transcription repressor MYB6-like. The transcript is spliced from 3 exons. NCBI's taxonomy places the organism in Eukaryota, Viridiplantae, Streptophyta, Magnoliopsida, Brassicales, Cleomaceae. Gene Ontology annotation, biological process: regulation of stomatal movement. Bases 251 to 1246 code for a protein of 331 amino acids. The record is from RefSeq and is a predicted model, not a curated record.